UUGCAGCGAGGGGAUUUCACUUCUGCCUCUGUCCAGGAUAUGGUAGUGGACGCAUUUAUUUUUGCUGGUACUGUAGUCUGCCAGGGUUGUUUUUCUGUCCUGGAGCCCAAAGUGUGAGAAAACUCCACUGUGGAGGAGCUUUAGUAACCACAGACUCAUCACUGCUUAAGAUUUUCCUUCACGGUGAUUUUCAGGGAAACCCUCCCAGCUGUAACUUCUCCCCUCUGAAGAGCUCUGGAAAGUGAGUGGACGACAGAAAAUUACCUCCAGCAUUAUGGAACUGUCACUGGCUCACCCGGCCGUCAAAGCCUUCGUGUGUGGCUCCUUCAGUGGGACCUGCUCCACCCUGCUCUUCCAGCCUCUGGACCUGGUCAAGACCCGCCUGCAGACCUCGCAGAGUGGCAUGCAGCCGGGGUCGAGUCGGGUCGGAAUGACGUCGGUGCUCCUCGGUGUGGUGCGGACGGAGCGGCUGCUGGGGCUGUGGAAGGGCUCUUCUCCGUCGUUCGUCCGGACCAUCCCAGGAGUGGGAAUCUACUUCAGCUCCUAUCACUCCCUGAAGCAGCACUUCUUCCAGGACAGCAGGCCGGGAGCGGCGCAGGCCGUGAUGCUGGGAGGCGGGGCCCGGACCGUGGCGGGGGUUGUGAUGCUGCCGAUCACCGUCAUCAAGACGCGAUUCGAGUGCGGCAGGUACAGCUACGUGAGCGUGAGCGGCGCGCUGCGCAGCGUGUGUCGGAGCGAAGGCCCCGCCGCUCUGUUCUCCGGCCUCAUGGCCACCCUGCUCAGGGACGUUCCUUUCUCUGGGAUCUACGUCAUGUUCUACAGCCAGACCAAGGCCUCGCUGCCGCAAGAGGUCAGUUUGUCUCCUUCGGCUCCUGUGGCUAACUUCAGCUGUGGGGUUCUGGCCGGUGUUCUGGCCUCUCUGGUCACGCAGCCAGCCGACGUCGUAAAGACGCACGUCCAGGUGAACCCCCAGCUGAGGACGACGGAGGCCGUCAGACACAUCUACACGGCUCACGGCCUCCAAGGCUUCUUCAGGGGAGCCGUUCCUCGGUGUCUGAGGAGGACCAUGAUGGCCGCCAUGGCCUGGACUGUGUACGAGCAGAUGAUGGCGCACGUCGGACUCAAGUCCUGAAGGGAACAGCGAUCAAAAGCUUGUGUCUAAAAGGGGAAAACGAAGAUGAAGUUGGGAGUGACAAGUACGAAGAGGGCGGCCUCAGACUCGGGACGGACGCGCUCGUCACGCUUCCAUGUUGGAAUUUUAAGGCUGAUGUUGAGGAAUCAGAACUUGGAAAUGGUGGGGGAAAAAAACAUCUGUGCUGGAGAAGGAGCCACGGGAAUUAUUAGUAAAAUAUGUUUACUGUUAUUAUUAACACUUUAACUCAAAGGUUAGAUUUGACGUAAAAAUGAAUGCCGAAUUCAAAAUAUUUGACUUUGAACACAAAAUUUCUGUCAAACUCGCCUGGUUUGUAGAAUAUAAAGAAGUAGGAGGAGAAACGAGACUUGGAAAUCAAUUCACAAACUAAAUGUGAGGAAUAUAGAAAUGAGUCGGCUUUACGUUAACGCCAUGAACUCGUUUUGGGAAUGUCUGGCUUUCAGAUAAAGUCGCGAUGAUCUAACCGAUUCUGUCUGAUCGUUUCGUUUGUUUUAUAAAAAUAAAUUAUUUGCUUUCUC
Molecule: messenger RNA, 1671 nt
Organism: Xiphophorus hellerii (green swordtail)
Lineage: Eukaryota; Metazoa; Chordata; Actinopteri; Cyprinodontiformes; Poeciliidae
Product: mitochondrial glycine transporter A-like
Exons: 8
Coding region: 275-1132 (285 amino acids)
Biological process (GO): glycine import into mitochondrion
Cellular component (GO): mitochondrial inner membrane; mitochondrion
Molecular function (GO): glycine transmembrane transporter activity
Source: RefSeq, a predicted model, not a curated record